Ricinus communis (castor bean) is the source of this 2599-nucleotide messenger RNA. Its product is annotated as LEAF RUST 10 DISEASE-RESISTANCE LOCUS RECEPTOR-LIKE PROTEIN KINASE-like 2.4. Gene Ontology annotation, biological process: protein phosphorylation. Gene Ontology annotation, molecular function: ATP binding; polysaccharide binding; protein kinase activity. The transcript has 6 exons. The record is from RefSeq and is a predicted model, not a curated record. Bases 276 to 2351 code for a protein of 691 amino acids. NCBI's taxonomy places the organism in Eukaryota, Viridiplantae, Streptophyta, Magnoliopsida, Malpighiales, Euphorbiaceae.
GACCCCUGCAUUUUUCUUAGUGUCAGUGUGGCCUCAUCUCAGCCCAAAUCUUACAAAGGCCUCCCUAUAUUUUUAUUUUUAUUUCUGUUUCUAUUUCAGCCCAAAUUGUCUAAUCAUUACCUUUCUUCUUCCAAGCCGCCUUCACCUUCAGGAUGCAACUGCUCACACUCACAGCACUCAGUUGACUUUUUCAAUUUCUAAUUGCUACACAAUUUGUGAAAGCCAUUCUUACUUCAUUCAUUAUUUGCAUGUAUGCAAGUAAAAACUAGUCGUCAAUGUUUCCGCCGGCAAAGAUCCUUGUCCUUGUUGUUUCACUAUUACUGCUCCUUCAAUUCCAUCAUCAUACUUGCACUGCUACAAAUAACAGCUGCAUUUCUUCCUGCGCCAAUGUCUCUAUUGCCUACCCUUUCCGACUUAAAACCCAUCCGAAACACUGCGGCCACAAAGAUCUUCAACUUGUUUGCCAGAACAACCUUCUCCACCUCUACUUAUUCAAUGUCCACUACUUUGUGCAGGCUAUUAAUUACAACAACGCCACCAUCCGAUUGGUGGAAGCCGACUUCCAGAGAGAUAACUGUUCCUCCCUUCCUCGUCACUCUGUAUCCCGAGGAGAACCUUUUCAUUCUUUACAAACUAACUAUCCCUAUUCACUUUUUGAUGUAUUUGAUUAUCGCACCUUACUUUUCAUCACCUGUGCAAAUCCACUCCCUAAUUCUCCACUCUAUAUACAUGCUUCACCUUGUAUCUAUACCCAAUUCAAACAAACAGGCUCUGCACCUUAUUCUUACGUCAGAAUUGGUGCUCCUCCUGUCUUGGAUUUUCCUGAUUCCUGCCAUAUUGACCUCGUAUAUCCCAUUUCCUUGCCCCUAAACAACAGCAACAGCAACCUUACCUAUUUAGAUGUCUAUCAUAGUCUGGCUUAUGGGUUUGAGCUCUCAUGGCUUUCGGCUUGCUGUCAGAUUUCCCCAGAUCACCAGUGCCAGCUUCGAGAUGUUUGGUCUUCAUGUGCUGUUGGCUUUCCGGUUGCAGAGCUGGGCAACAUACGCGAAUUUGCUAGUUCUAUGCAAUCUAUGCUUUCUAUUUUUCUCGAUGCCCUCCCAAUUUUUCCAAGUGGAUUCGUACAAUUUGUCCUUGGUGGUAAACUGAUUCACUCUGAGCCAUGGGUUUUGCGGAUUUAUGUAUUGGCUAUCCUGCGUUAUUGCUUCUCUGUCAUUGUAUUACUCCGUGCAAUAUUAUUCUUUAUCGGGUUUCCAGUUAUAAUCAUCUUCUUGAUCUAUAAAUGGAGAAGAAGACAUUUAUCAAUGUAUUAUUCAAUUGAAGAGUUCCUACAAAGCCAUGCUAAUCUCAUGCCAGUUAGGUACUCUUAUUCAGAUCUUAAGAAAAUAACUACAAAUUUCAAGUACAAAUUAGGUGAAGGAGGUUAUGGUUGCGUAUAUAGAGGAAAACUCCGUAGUGGCCGUCUUGUGGCAGUAAAGAUUUUGGGUAAAUCCAAAGCGGAUGGACAAGAAUUUAUCAAUGAAGUAGCAACUAUUGGUAGAAUUCAUCAUGUUAAUGUAGUUCAGCUGAUUGGAUUUUGUGUUGAGGGAUUGAAACAAGCUCUCAUAUAUGAACUUAUGCCUAAUGGAUCCCUUGAUAAGCACAUAUUUUACAAAGAAGGCAGCAUCCCCAUUAGUGUUGAGAAAAUGUAUGAUAUUUCUCUUGGAAUAGCUCGAGGUAUUGAAUAUCUUCAUCGAGGUUGUCAUAUGCAAAUUCUGCAUUUUGAUAUAAAGCCGCACAAUGUUCUUUUGGAUGAGAAAUUCACUCCAAAAGUCGCAGAUUUUGGACUUGCAAAAUUACACUCCAAAGGCAAUAGCAUUGUAUCUCUUACUGCAGCAAAGGGAACAUUAGGGUACAUGGCUCCAGAAUUGUUCUACAAACAUAUUGGAGGUGUUUCUCACAAAGCUGAUGUGUAUAGUUAUGGAAUGUUAUUGAUGGAGAUGGCAGCAAGAAGAAGGAAUUUCAAUGACUUCACAGAAAAUUCAAGUCAAGUUUUCUUUCCUUUAUGGAUACACCACCAAUACAGUGAAGGAAAUGAAAUAGAAAUGGAAGAUGCUACAGAGGAGGAAAGGAAAACUACAAAAAAGAUGUUUAUAGUAGCACUGUGGUGUAUACAAUUGAAGCCUGACAACCGUCCUUCAAUGCAUCAAGUGAUAGAUAUGCUUGAAGAAGAUGUUCAGAGCUUACAAAUGCCUCCAAAGCCUUCCCUCUGGGCAGGAGAGGAUGAUGCUCUUUGCGCCACCAACUCUACAGGUUCAACAAGUUUACAAAGUGGCAGUUUGAAUUCUUUCAGUUUGACCAUAGAUGCAGAUUAAUUUAAUUUGCUCGUGUAUAUAUAUACGAUAUAUGCAGUCCUAUUAAAAAAUGUCCUCUGCUUUUAUAGGCAGGGGUGAAGCUUACUAAUCUGUGACUUGGUCAAUAAUGAAGAGGACUGAACAGAUUUGACAGCAACAAACAUAUUCAGUCCACUUCAGAUUUGAAACUUGAACUAUAGGAGGGAUGUUCAUGAAUGAACUUCUUGUUCUACUCAACUGGUUUAUAGACAAUUAACUUGUUUUCUGCA